Messenger RNA from Amaranthus tricolor (Joseph's coat), 3042 nucleotides. Its product is annotated as CRM-domain containing factor CFM3, chloroplastic/mitochondrial. The record is from RefSeq and is a predicted model, not a curated record. Gene Ontology annotation, molecular function: mRNA binding. Gene Ontology annotation, biological process: RNA splicing, via transesterification reactions. The coding region runs from base 213 to 2633 and encodes 806 amino acids. NCBI's taxonomy places the organism in Eukaryota, Viridiplantae, Streptophyta, Magnoliopsida, Caryophyllales, Amaranthaceae. The transcript is spliced from 10 exons.
CAUUAAACUUUUAUUACUAGAGAAACUAAAACAAAGCAUACUCGGACAAGAAAAAUCUCCCGCUGUUGAAUCACCCAACAAUCUUAUCAUCUUCCUCAACUUGAAACUGCAUUCUCCAUUGCCACUUUCUUCCCUCAAAAUUUUGCAAUUCUUCAAGAUAAAUGCUUGUAUGAUGAAACCUUUACUACCUUUACUUUGUUAAACAAUCUGAAAUGUACAUGUACAUCCAUCAAAGAAUGGCUUUAACAACUUCUAAGCUUUCUGAAUUGCCAUGGCACAAAACCCAUUGUUGUUCUUCUCCUUCUUCCUUUUUCAAUUCUUCUAAGCAUUCUUUUUCACUUCCAAUUAAGUUUUCUUCUAUCAAAACUACACAACCCAACAAAACCCCACAUUCUAAAUCAUCCCAAAACCCUCCAAAAACCCCUUCUUCUGCUCCUUGGCUCAAGAAGUGGCCUUCUAUUGACCCAUCUGAUAAUUCAAUUGAUGCUAAAUCGAGUAGUGAGUCGAUUUCAAGGGGUAAGUCUUUGGAAAAUAAAGGGAAUAGUGCAAUUGAGAGGAUUGUUCAUAGAUUAAGGAAUUUAGGUUUGGAAUCAGAUGAUGAUGAGGAGGAAAUGGGUGAAUUUGAUGAGGGUGGUUUAAGGGGUUUUGAAGAUGAGAAAUUGGGGGAUUUGUUGAAGAGGGAUUGGGUUAGGCCUGAUACUAUGUUAAUUGAAGAGGGCAAAACUGAUUUUGGGUUGUUGCCUUGGGAGAGGGAGGAGGAAGAUAUGGGGGAAAUUGGGCAGUACAAAGAUAGUGAACCGAAGGCGAAACGGGUUGUUAAACCACCUACAUUGGCUGAAUUGACUAUUGAGGAGUCUGAGUUGAAGAGAUUGAGAGGACAAGGAAUGGUUUUGAGAGACAAAGUUAAUGUACCUAAAGCUGGCCUUACUCAGGCUGUGCUGAAGAAUAUUCAUGAUAAAUGGAGAAAAUCAGAGUUGGUUAGGCUUAAAUUUCAUGAAGAUUUAGCUCAUGAUAUGAAGACUGCCCAUAUUCUUGUAGAGUGCCGGACUGGAGGAUUAGUUAUAUGGAGAUCUGGAAGUGUUAUGGUGGUUUAUCGGGGAGUUAACUAUGAUGGGCCAUCCUCUAAAUCUAUGGCAAAUACAGCUUCUGUAGAUAUAGCAGUAGCAGAUAGCAAAAAUGCUGCAGGUGCAUCUCCAGAAACCGUAUCCACCCAAUUAAAUAUGGAUUACGGUAGGAAUCUGACUGCAGAGGAAGCUGAAUACAAUGAUCUUCUGGAUUGUUUGGGCCCUCGUUUUCUUGAUUGGUGGGGGACUGGAGUACUCCCUGUUGAUGGUGAUCUGCUUCCUCAAACAGUUCCUGGUUUCAAGCCACCCUUGAGACUACUCCCUGCCGGGGUGCGUUUGGGAUUGACUAAUGCUGAACUGACCAAUUUGCGGAAACUCGCCAAGUCACUUCCUUGUCAUUUUGCACUCGGUAGAAAUAGGAAUCAUCAAGGCUUGGCAGCUGCUAUAAUUAAGCUAUGGGAAAAGAGUCUAGUGGCAAAGAUUGCUGUAAAACGUGGAAUUCAGAAUACUAACAAUAAGCUCAUGUCAGAGGAACUAAAGACACUCACAGGAGGCACCUUGUUGCUGAGAAACAAGUUUUUUAUCGUUAUAUAUCGUGGAAAGGAUUUCCUUCCGAGCAGUGUGGCUGCUGCUGUAUUAGAAAGACAGGAACUUACUAAGAAGAUCCAAGAUGCUGAAGAAAAUGCACGAACUGGAUCAUUUGAGGCUAGUAGCUCUCAUGAUGAUGAUGAAUAUGCUCCUGCUGGUACCUUAGCUGAGUUCUAUGAAGCCAAAGCAAGGUGGGGCAGAGAAAUAUCAGCUGAAGAACUAAAAAAGAUGAGAGAAGAAGCAUCUGCUGCUAGAACUGUGAAAGAAGUCAAGCGAAUUGAGCACAAGUUAGAUCUAGCUCAGUCGAAGAAGAUUCGAGCAGAGAGAUUAUUAGCAAAAAUAGAAGCAUCAAUGAUCCCUGUUGAUCCAUCUGAUGACCAGGAAACAAUUACUGAUGAGGAAAGGUUUACAUUUCGUAGGAUUGGCUUAAGAAUGAAAGCAUAUUUGCCUCUUGGUGUCCGUGGAAUUUUUGAUGGUGUUAUUGAAAAUAUGCAUUUACAUUGGAAGCAUAGAGAACUUGUCAAGUUGAUCACCAAACAGAAGACCCUUGCCUUUGUGGAAGAAACAGCAAGAUUGCUGGAGUAUGAGAGUGGCGGCAUAUUGGUUGCUGUAGAACGUAUUCCAAAGGGUUAUGCUCUCAUAUAUUAUCGCGGAAAAAAUUAUCAGAGGCCUAUUAGUUUGAGGCCUAGAAAUCUUUUAACAAAGGCAAAAGCACUAAAAAGAUCAAUUGCUCUGCAACGGCACGAGGCCCUCAGUCUACACAUAUCUGAAUUGGAGAAUAACAUAGACCAAAUGAAGAAGGAUAUUGGGGAUGGUAAAAUUGGAGAUGGAAAAGCCUCGAGCUUAGAGUUUGAUCAAAUUUCAGAUUUAAGCCAAAGUAUGUCAAUGAUUUACUCUGAUUUUGGUGACGAGGAAGAUGAUGACGCCAAUUUUUCAGAUAAUGAUCCUGUUGACUUCUCAAGUGAUGAAGAUUACGAUUAAUAUUUCCAUUGAGGAAUUCCGGAACCAAUUGUCAAAAUAGACGCCAUUGCUGAAGUCUCAAAUGAAGCAUGACACGGAGAUUGCGGAGCAGGAUGUUUGUACGUGUAUAUACGAGGAUUGUGUUCCUGUAUGAUCGUGGGAAACCUUCUACAGCUUUAUGGUAACCUGAUCUGUCGUGUGCAUUCCUGGAGAUUUACUAAUGUACAUCUCCUUGAUAGUGUGACAUGAAAAUUAGUUAGCUUGUCCUCUUUUAUUAGCAAUAAAUUAGCCUAUGUUUUUCUCCAACAAACGCUCUUUUCAUUCGGGGUCAUUAUGCCGUCGUUAGAUUGGUAUGCGCGAGUUUAUCAUCUUGAUUCUUGAUAUUGUUGCUAUCAAAAUAUAAGUAUGAGACAGAGUAAAGAGAUAGUAA